Molecule: messenger RNA, 2358 nt
Organism: Talaromyces rugulosus
Lineage: Eukaryota; Fungi; Ascomycota; Eurotiomycetes; Eurotiales; Trichocomaceae
Exons: 6
Coding region: 1-2358 (785 amino acids)
Biological process (GO): tricarboxylic acid cycle
Cellular component (GO): cytosol; mitochondrion
Molecular function (GO): 4 iron, 4 sulfur cluster binding; aconitate hydratase activity
Source: RefSeq, a predicted model, not a curated record
AUGAUCUCCACUAGGCUCACCCGCCUGGGUGCGCUGGGCACCAAGUCCCGAGUUCUGCUCGGCUCUCGCAGCCUGGCCACCGUUGCCGACUCGCCUCUGGACAAGAAGGUUGAGAUGACCAACUGGGAAAAGGGCAACUACAUCAACUACAAGAAAAUGUCCGAGAACCUCGACAUUGUUCGCAGCCGUCUUAACCGACCUCUUGCCUAUGCCGAGAAGAUUCUCUACUCUCACUUGGACGACCCCCACGGUCAGGAGAUUGAGCGUGGAUCUUCCUACCUCAAGCUCCGCCCCGACCGUGUUGCUUGCCAGGAUGCCACUGCCCAGAUGGCUAUCCUUCAAUUCAUGUCGGCUGGCAUGCCCUCCGUCCAGACCCCUUCCACUGUUCACUGUGACCACUUGAUUGAGGCCCAGUUGGGUGGUGACAAGGAUUUGGCUCGCGCCAACGACAUUAACAAGGAGGUCUACGACUUCCUUUCUUCUGCCUGUGCUAAGUACAACAUCGGUUUCUGGAAGCCCGGUUCCGGUAUCAUCCACCAGAUCGUCUUAGAAAACUAUGCUUUCCCCGGAGGUCUGAUGAUCGGUACUGACUCUCACACCCCCAACGCCGGUGGUCUCGGUAUUGCCGCUAUCGGUGUCGGUGGUGCUGAUGCUGUCGAUGUCAUGGCUGGUCUCCCCUGGGAGUUGAAGGCCCCCAAGGUCAUUGGUGUCAAGCUUACCGGCCAGUUGUCUGGCUGGACUUCGCCCAAGGAUAUCAUCCUGAAGGUCGCCGGUCUUCUCACCGUCAAGGGUGGUACUGGUGCCAUCAUUGAAUACCACGGUCCUGGUACUGAGUCUCUCUCUUGCACUGGUAUGGGCACCAUCUGUAACAUGGGUGCUGAAAUCGGUGCUACUACCUCUCUCUUCCCGUUCAACGACCGCAUGUACGACUACCUCAAGGCCACCAAGCGCCAGCAAAUCGGUGACUUCUCCCGUGAGUACGCCAAGGAGCUCCGUGAGGACCCAGGUGCCGAGUACGACCAGUUGAUCGAGAUCAACCUGUCUGAGCUUGAGCCUCACAUCAACGGUCCCUUCACUCCCGAUCUGGCCACCCCAAUCUCCCAGUUCAAGAAGGCUGUUGAGACCAACAAGUGGCCCGAGGAGCUCAAGGUCGGUUUGAUCGGCUCUUGCACCAACUCUUCUUACGAAGACAUGUCCCGCGCUGCUUCCAUUGCCCGUGAUGCCUUGAACCACGGUAUCAAGGCCAAGUCUCUGUUCACCGUCACUCCUGGUUCUGAGCAGAUCCGCGCUACCAUCGAGCGUGACGGUCAGCUCCAGACCCUUGAGGAGUUUGGUGGUGUCGUUCUCGCCAACGCCUGCGGUCCUUGCAUUGGACAGUGGGACCGAAAGGACGUCAAGAAGGGCGAAGCCAACUCGAUUGUCUCUUCUUACAACCGUAACUUCACUGGCCGUAACGAUGCCAACCCUGCUACUCACGCUUUCGUCACCUCUCCCGAUCUCGUCGUCGCCUUGACCAUUGCCGGAACUCUCAACUUCAACCCUCUCACCGACAAGCUCAAGGACAAGGACGGCAACGAGUUCUUGCUCGCUGCUCCCACCGGUGAUGGUCUUCCCGCCAACGGAUACGACCCCGGCCGCGACACUUACCAGGCUCCUCCUGCUGACCGCUCGUCUGUCCAGGUGGCUGUUGCACCUACCAGUGACCGUCUUCAAGUGCUCUCUCCCUUCGAGGCAUGGGACGGCAAGGAUAUCGAGGGCAUUCCCAUCCUGAUCAAGACCCAGGGCAAGACCACCACCGAUCACAUCUCGAUGGCCGGUCCCUGGUUGAAGUACCGUGGUCACUUGGACAACAUCUCCAACAACAUGUUGAUCGGUGCCACCAACGCUGAGAACGGCGAGGCCAACAAGGUCAAGAACGCUGUCACCGGCGAGUAUGGCCCCGUCCCUGCUACUGCCCGUGACUACAAGGCCCGUGGCAUCAAGUGGGUUGUCAUUGGAGACUGGAACUACGGUGAGGGUAGCUCUCGUGAGCAUGCUGCCCUUGAGCCCCGUCACCUUGGUGGUCUUGCCAUCAUCACCCGUUCUUUCGCCCGUAUCCACGAAACCAACUUGAAGAAGCAGGGUAUGCUUCCUCUUACCUUCUCCGACCCCGCCGACUACGACCGUAUUCCUACCGAUGCCAAGGUCGACCUUCUUUGCACACAGCUGGCUGUUGGCAAGCCCAUCACUCUCCGUGUCCACCCCAAGGACGGCAAGACCUUCGAUGUUGAGCUCUCACACACCUUCAACGAGUCUCAGCUCCAAUGGUUCAAGGACGGAUCUGCCCUCAACACCAUGGCCAAGAGCUCCAAGGCUUAA